Girardinichthys multiradiatus is the source of this 693-nucleotide messenger RNA. RefSeq names its product arachidonate 5-lipoxygenase-activating protein (gene alox5ap). The record is from RefSeq and is a predicted model, not a curated record. Gene Ontology annotation, biological process: leukotriene biosynthetic process. The transcript has 5 exons. Bases 148 to 615 code for a protein of 155 amino acids. Lineage: Eukaryota; Metazoa; Chordata; Actinopteri; Cyprinodontiformes; Goodeidae. Gene Ontology annotation, molecular function: enzyme activator activity; glutathione peroxidase activity; glutathione transferase activity. Gene Ontology annotation, cellular component: nuclear envelope; endoplasmic reticulum; membrane.
GUGUGUUUGUUGGAGGUGAGAUAGCACCGUCCAUAACGCCAUAAAAGGACAGCAAAGGUAUAUGGAUUUUAAUAGACGUUUCUAGGUGUGAAAGAGAAGCAUUGUCCUCCCAAGCUUCAGAAUCCAGCUGGCUCGUUCGAUUUUUUAAUGGAGUGCAAAGUGGUGGAAAAUAUCUACCUUCUGGUCAUCAUCACGCUCAUUAGUGUUCUUCAGAAUGUAUUUUUUGCUCAAAAGGUUGAAAGGGAAGGCAAGAACCGUGACAUAAACACAUCUGCCUUUAACCGAGUGUCUUGUGCAAACCGGAACUGCAUGGACGCUUAUCCCACUUUCCUGGCAGUGAUGUGGUGUGCUGGAGUUUGUCUCAGUCAAGCUCCUGCUGCUUUUGCUGGGAUCAUCUACCUUCUUGUCAGGCAGAAGUACUUCAUCGGGUAUCUGGGACAGAGCUCUCAAAGCACUCCUGGGUACCUGUUUGGAAAACGCAUCAUCUUCUUCCUGUCCCUGAUGUGCAUCGUGGGCAUCUUCAACUACCUGCUGUGGCGCUUCUACGGCAGCGACUACAAGGAAUACGUAGAAACCAUCACAAGCGCCGCAUCUGCUCUCCUGCUCCUCCCUUAGUUCUGCAUAUUACAUACAUUGAAGAACACAAGUAUUGAACACAUCAGUGUUUUUAACAGUAAAUAUAUUUAAUCUCUA